Molecule: messenger RNA, 4874 nt
Organism: Puntigrus tetrazona (Sumatra barb)
Lineage: Eukaryota; Metazoa; Chordata; Actinopteri; Cypriniformes; Cyprinidae
Product: neuroblast differentiation-associated protein AHNAK
Exons: 5
Coding region: 157-4344 (1395 amino acids)
Biological process (GO): regulation of RNA splicing
Cellular component (GO): nucleus; cytoplasm
Source: RefSeq, a predicted model, not a curated record
AUUCAUUUAUCUGACAGAAACCCCAUGACUGAGAAGACGACAGUCAUAUUCACCUGGAGUUUAGAGGUGUCAACAUCAACGGCUACAGACUCAAACAUUGGAUCUCCUGAAAACUGUUAUUCAUGACAUGUCAGUUGUAUUUAAAGAAGUGAAGACAUGAUGAAUGGAGAAACCAAGAUUCGUGCCCUCUCAGAGACUGUAACUUUGGAGGACACCGAAAAAAGAGGGGUCGUAGUCACAGGGAUCACAAAUCCAACAAUCAACCUGAGGGAAGGAGAUCAGCUUGUUGCUGCAACCGUUCAUCUAGACCACCUCAGUAAAGAUGAAGUGUUAAAACUGAUCAGAAUACUCGAGCCCUAUGACAAGAAUCUAGAACUCAAGACGGCAAAAGAUCUGAAAGCAGGACUGUCUCUUGGUGACCUUCAAAUGAACAGUGAUGCAGGACUGCAAGCACCAGGUGUUCAGGUUAAUGGGCUGAAUGGACACAUAAAUGCCCCAAGCCUUAAAAGUGGUAUCUCAACCCCAACAGUAAAUGCAGAUAUGCCACAUAUUGAGCUAAAGGAUGCCAAGAAUAGCUUCAGCCACCCUGGGUUAAAAAAACCAACUUUUGGCUUGUCUGCACCAAAUCUCAAAGGAGCAGGUCUGGAUGGUACAUUAGAAGCACCUGAUGUUAGUGUCUCUACCCCUAUGCUAAACACCCCAGAUGCGUCUCUUAAUGUGGACAAACCUGAACUGAAGGCCAAAAGACCCAAGAUCAAAAUGCCUACUUUCAGUCUACCUGGUAAAAAACCAAAGGUUGAUGGUGAUGUGAAUCUAUCCACCCCAGACAUAAAUGCUGACCUAAAAACCCCUGAUCUGAAUCUGUCAGCCCCAAAGAUUAAUGGAGAAAUUGGUACCCCUAAAUUAGACAUGACUUUGCCAAAAGCUGAGCUCAGUGAUCCAAACCUGGACAUCAAAACUCCAAAAGCUAAUAUUGAAGCUCCUUCUGGCAAAAUUAAAUUUCCUAAGUUAAAGAAAGCAAAAACUACAAAAGUAAAAGUACCAGAAGCAAGUGUUGAUGCUAAUCUUUCUGCUCCAAAAUUAAAUGCAGAUAUCAGUACACCAGAUGUUGACAUUGAUCUACCAAGAGCCAACCUUGAAGCUCCAGAUGUAGAUAUUAAAACUCAUGGUGUUGAUAUAAAUGCUCCCUCUGGGAAAUUGAAGUGGCCAACAUUUAAGAAAUCCACAUUUGGGCAGAAGGUAAAAGCACCAGAGGUUGGCUUAGAUGCCAAUGCUUCAACACCUGAUUUAAAUCUCACAGCGCCAAAGAUAGAUGGAGAUAUCAGCAUCCCAAAAGCAGAUGUCAAAUUACAGAGUGCUGAUGUUAAUGUAAAAGCACCUGAUGUAGAUAUUAAUGCUCCGACUGCAAAGCACAAGUUCUCAACUCUUAAAAUGCCAAAGCUAAACUUGCAUAAAUCAAAGCUGAAAACUCCAGAUCUAAAUGCAGGGGUACAAGCACCAGACUUGAACAUGUCAGCUCCUCAGGUAGAUGUUAAUCUGCCAAAAACUGCACUGGAAGGACCGAAUCUAGAUGUCAAGGCACCAAACCUCAACCUCUCUGCAGCAGAUCUAGACAUUAAAGCUCCAGCUGCAGAUUUGACAACACCAGAUAUUGACAUAGAAGCUCCAUCUGCAAAAUUCAAGAAGCCCCAUGUUAAACUGCCUAAAAUUAAUCUAUCUGGGCCAAAAAUGAAAGGUUCAGAUGUAGACCUCAACGCACAGGCAGAUCUCCAUGGACCGGACCUAGACCUGAAAGCUCCAGAUCUCAGUCUUUCAGCACCCAAAGUGGAUGGCAAACUUAAUGCUCCAGAUGUGGAUCUGAAUUUGCCCAAUGCUAAUGUCAAAUGCCCAAAUGUAAACACUGAAGUCCCAGACAUUGACAUUAAUGUCCCCUCUAGCAAAGCCAAGGUACCUCACUUCAACAUGCCUAAAUUUGGUCUUUCUGGACCUCGGAUUAAAACACCAAAAUUAGACGCACCUGAUGGGGAUGUGAACAUGCCCACAGCAGAACUCAAAGCACCUAAAGUAGAUGUUAAAGCACCUGAUCUUAGUGUUUCAACACCUAAAGUUAAAGGUGACAUUUCAGCUCCUUCUUUAAAUGUUGGUUUACCAAAAGCAGACUUAAAUGCUCCACGUGCAAACAUUGGGGGGAACCUAAAGUCACCAAAUCUCAAUCUCUCCACCCCAGAUGUAGACCUAGACUUGCCAAAAGCAGAGCUUGAAGGACCUGAUGCUAACCUUAAAGUCCCAGACGUUGACAUUAAUGCCCAAUCUGCAACAUUUAAGAUGCCACAUUUCAAUUUGCCAAAACUGAAUUUGACAGGGCCAAAAGUAAAAGGACCUGAGCUGGAUGCUAAUGCAGAUCUAGAUCUCUCAGUUCCCAAACUCGAAGGAAAAUUAAAUUCACCUAGUGUUGACUUAAAUCUUCCCAAAGCUAAAGUCAGUGUGCCUGAUGUUAAUGCAACUUUACCAAAAGCUGAGGUUGGCGUUCCCGAAGUAGAGAUCAAAUCGCCAGACUUAGAGACUCCGUCUGGAAAGCUGAAAUUGAUUACAUUUAAGAAACCAAAAGCAGACCUUUCUGGUCCAAAACUGAACACACCUGAGGUUGACUUAAAUGCAGCAAUUCCUGAUCUCAGCCUCUCAGCUCCAACAGUUGAUGCAGAUGUCAAAGUGCCAGAAGCUGAUAUUAACCUUCCCAAAGCAGACAUUGACAUCAAUGCUCCCAAAGGAAAAAUGAAAUUCCCAACGCUCAAAAAGUUUAAUUUGUCCAGUCCAAAAGUCAAAUCUCCUGAUGUUGACUUUUCUGCUGAUGUAAAUGGACCAGACCUUAACCUGUCUGCACCCGAGGUUGGUACUCCUGAUCUUGACGUGAGUCUACCAAAAGCUGGGGUUGAUCUUGAUGUCCCCACAGCAGAUGUUGACAUCAAUGCUCCAAAAGGAAAGUUGAAAUUCCCAACACUCAAAAAGUUUAACUUGUCCAGUCCAAAAGUCAAAUCUCCUGAUGUUGACAUUUCUGCUGAUGUAAAUGGACCAGACCUUAACCUAUCUGCACCCGAGGUUGAUACUCCUGACCUUGAUGUGAGUCUACCAAAAGCUGGGCUUGAUCUUGAUGUCCCCACAGCAGACGUUGACAUUAAUGCUCCAAAAGGAAAGUUGAAAUUCCCAACACUCAAAAAGUUUAACUUGUCCAGUCCAAAAGUCAAAUCUCCUGAUGUUGACAUUUCUGCUGAUGUAAAUGGACCGGACCUUAAUCUAUCUUCACCCAAGGUUGGUGCUCCUGAUCUUGAUUUGAGUCUACCAAAAGCUGGGCUUGAUCUUGAUGUCCCCACAGCAGAUGUUGACAUCAAUGCUCCAAAAGGAAAGCUGAAAUUCCCAACACUCAAAAAGUUUAACUUGUCUAGUCCAAAAGUCAAAUCUCCUGAUGUUGACAUUUCUGCUGAUGUAAAUGGACCAGACCUUAAUCUAUCUUCACCCAAGGUUGGUACUCCUGAUCUUGAUGUGAGUCUACCAAAAGCUGGGCUUGAUCUUGAUGUCCCCACAGCAGAUGUUGACAUCAAUGCUCCAAAAGGAAAGAUGAAAUUCCCAACACUCAAAAAGUUUAACUUGUCUAGUCCAAAAAUCAAAUCUCCUGAUGUUGACAUUGACGCUGAUGUAAGUGGACCAGAUCUGAACUUAUCUGCAUCUGGGGUUGGUACUCCUGAUGUUGACAUGAGUCUACCAAUGGUUGAUGGAGAUGUUCCAGGCAUCAAUGCUGAAGUGGAGGGCUCCAAGCGUAAGGUCAAAUGGCCCUUCAAAUGGAGAAAAUCUACUGAAUUAAAGGAUGCAGAUAUAAACAUUAAAGCACCAGAAGAAGAUGGUACCACUGCAGAAAUUAAACUCCCCAAAAAAAUACCAGUGUUCAAGUCUCACCGUCUACCUGACACAAAUAUUGACACUAUCUUACAAGAACUCACUGGAGCGGUUGACCUCAGUACUGACCCUAUAAAAACAACUAAUGACGCAGUUGUCUCUGUCUCCUCAGUCAAGACAAAUCUUAAAGCCUCUUCUCCAUCUGUUGGGGUCAAUGGACAGACAGCUAGUGUAGAUAUCCGGGAAAGGCUAAGAUUGUCUAAUGCACGUACUACAAGCACAGAUUUUGGAAUAUCCUCAGAACCAGACAGCCCUUCUAAAGUGAAUAGAGGAACAUUUAAAGUCUCUAAACCUGAUACUGAUAAGGACUACCCAGUAAUUGAUACAACAAGCAAUGAAGAUGAUGCCAAGAUUGCCCUCAGUUUGAACAACAUGCUUGGUUUGUCAACAGAUUAAACCUUAAAUAAAACCAAGAGCCUUGUUAGUGUGGUUUCACACCCACUGUAUAGUGCAUAUGUAAAAUAACGUUAAAAAAAAAAAAAUAAUAAUAAAAAUUCACCUCCUACUGUUUACUUUUAAAAUGGGUAGAGUAUUUGCAGAGAAGAAUUACAGAAUUUGACAGAGAUGUACUUAUUUUUAUAUUCAAUUAUAUACAUAAUUGUAUAAAGUUCUCUUUAAAUGUGCAAUGAUUUUAUCUUCUCAGAACUUUUACAAGAAAAUGAAGGAAACUAUGCUGAAUCUCUAAUUCGGUCUUAUUUGUCACCAUUUUGUAUGUAAAAAUAUAUAAUAUAUAGUUUUUUUUGUUUACACUUGUUUCCAGUUAUAUACAUCCAUAUAUAUUUGUCAGUAUUGCAAAAUGGAAAAAGUAAAAUAAAAUAAGUCCACUUUUUACGUCUAUUAAAUAUCACGUGUCUUUCUGUGCGUUUCAUGAAGCAUGUAAAAUCUCACAAAUCUCUUACUUUAAUAAAAAAAAGUUUAUGAUUUGA